AUGAAGAUAACAGAAAGCUAUUCACCAGAAGAUCGCUGGGUGCCACAGGAUGCCACAUGCCUAGAAACGGAGCUAUGUCUACCGGAUGGUAUAAUACGCUCCGGUAACGAACAGGAUUCGCAAGAAACCGGUCCAAUGCUACUAUCGCAGCACAAUAAAAUCAAAGUGAAAGAAUCAUCGGAUGAAAAGGAAACGACAAAACACGCAAACGAGCACUGCACAAAACUCAACGAACCGUACUAUACCGACAGCAAACAAAAUCGCACCCUUGCGGAGGUUGUUACCGUGUCUACAACGAAAGGCGUAUUCCAUCAGUUGCUGCUCACAUCUGCCGUGCUACUUCUGGCUGCCGCCUGUGGUAUGCCAAUUGGCUACUCAGCUGUCCUAUUGCCACAACUCUACGAUACCAACGAAACCCUGUCGAUCGAUAUUGAGAUGGGUUCAUGGAUUGCGAGCGUACAUAGCCUGGCGACACCAAUCGGAUCGUUUGCCUCCGGUCCUAUCAUGGAUCGUUGGGGACGACGUCCCGCUCUCUUGCUAGCCAUCGUACCGCUCUUCACCGGUUGGGUGCUACUCGCUACAGCAUCAUCUCAUUUCCUACUUCUCCUGGGGCGUGUAGUAGCUGGAAUCUCCGUAGGAUUAAUCGCUGCACCGGCACAAAUUCUGCUGGCAGAAAUAGCGGAACCACGGUUACGUGGCCUUCUGAUCGGUGCACCGUUCGUGUCCUAUUCGCUCGGCAUUCUGCUCGUGUACGCUCUCGGUAGCCAGUUCCACUGGCGUGAAGUUGCCUGGGGUGGUACGGUGCUACCAUUGCUGUCCUUCGUUGCGCUGUUCUUCGCACCAGAAUCACCUGUGUGGCUUGCCCGCAACGAUCAGCCCGAUCGUGCCUCGGCAGCACUAACCUGGCUCCGUGGCUGUCCGUUACAGGCGAAGCAGGAGCUACACAAACUUACGGAACGGUUCGAGGAAGAACAGCAGCAAAACAAUGGCCGGCCGCAACGGUUCUGGAAAUCGCUUGGUGAAAUCGCCAUUAUUAAACCGCUCAUCAUCAUUAACGCAUUCCACGUGCUGCAAAUUCUCUCCGGCACGUAUCUCGUCGUAUUCUACGCCGUGGACAUCAUUUCCGAUCUGGGCGGCAGUGAUAUCAACUCCAUUCAGGCAGCCGUACUUACAGCGAUCGUGCGUCUUGCAUUUACACUCCUAUACUGCUUCCUGCUGCUAAUGAUGCCACGCCGGCUAAUGGUUACGCUCAGCGGUCUCGGUUCCGGAUUGAGUUGCGUGGCGAUCGCAGCAUUCAUGUACAUACGUGCCGAUGAACCAAAAACCCAGUACGACACGUAUGUCGCCGCGAUACUUAUAUUGAUCUACAUCGGUGCCAACACCGGCUUUAUGACCAUGCCCGGCAUAAUGAUCGGUGAACUGUUGCCAGCAAAAAUACGUGGCCAAAUAGCGGGCUAUCUCUUUACCAUCUUCAACCUGUUGCUGUUUGGUGUGGCGAAAGGAUUUCCAUACGCUAAAGCAGCACUCAAAACGCGAGGUCUGUUCCUUAUGUUCGGUUUCGCCUCGUUCGGUGCAUCGCUGCUGUUGUUCUUUUUGCUACCUGAAACCAAAGGACGCACGCUGCACGACAUUGAGGAUUACUUCCAGCAGCGAAAUUGGCUCUGGAUGAAUCGGAAACGUGCUCCGAAAGAGCGGUCCGUUGGUGGCGAAGAAGGACGACCACUGUCGAACGAGUGA
Anopheles marshallii is the source of this 1737-nucleotide messenger RNA. Its product is annotated as facilitated trehalose transporter Tret1-2 homolog. The record is from RefSeq and is a predicted model, not a curated record. Gene Ontology annotation, biological process: transmembrane transport. Gene Ontology annotation, cellular component: membrane. Gene Ontology annotation, molecular function: transmembrane transporter activity. The transcript has 5 exons. NCBI's taxonomy places the organism in Eukaryota, Metazoa, Arthropoda, Insecta, Diptera, Culicidae. Bases 1 to 1737 code for a protein of 578 amino acids.